Molecule: messenger RNA, 1362 nt
Organism: Branchiostoma floridae (Florida lancelet)
Lineage: Eukaryota; Metazoa; Chordata; Leptocardii; Amphioxiformes; Branchiostomatidae
Product: soma ferritin-like
Exons: 4
Coding region: 144-683 (179 amino acids)
Biological process (GO): intracellular iron ion homeostasis; iron ion transport
Cellular component (GO): cytoplasm
Molecular function (GO): ferrous iron binding; ferric iron binding
Source: RefSeq, a predicted model, not a curated record
GGUUCCGUCUGCGAACCUCAGAUGCAGAGGUUGUUACCGCUUCUUCAGUGUAGGAACGUAACGACUUCGUCUGUCCCAUUUCCCACAUUUUUGCCCACCAAAUUUGUCUGCUAACUCGUGCGACUAAAUCCAAGCUGUUCGAAAUGGCGCAGGAUUCCCCGUCCCAGAUCCGACAGAACUUCCACGAGGAGAGCGAAGCGGGCAUCAACAAGCAAGUCAACAUGGAGUACUACGCCAGCUAUGUCUACCGCUCCAUGGCAAGCUAUUUCGGCCGCGAAGACGUGGCUCUGAAGGGGUUUGCAAAGUUCUUCAAGAACAUGUCUGAGGAGGAGGUCGGACACGCGCAGAAGCUGAUGACGUAUCAGAACAUGCGGGGUGGACGUGUGGUGCUCCAAAACAUCAAGAAACCGGAGCGUGACGACUGGGGGAGCGGGCUGGACGCCAUGCAGGCCGCCCUGGCGCUGGAACGGAACGUCAAUCAGGCCCUGCUGGACCUGCACAAGACUGCCCAGCGUCACAACGACCCUCAGAUGAUGGACUUCCUGGAGGAGGAGUACCUGGAGGAGCAGGUCAGGUCCAUCAAGGAGUUUGCCGAUCACGUGACCAACCUGAAGCGUGUUGGGACGGGCCAGGGCGAGUACCUGUACGACAAGUUCACUCUGGGGGGCGGAGAGGAAGCUUAAGCGCAGGCGCACUCCGCCGAAGUUCAUCAUGUAGAACGUCAUUAUCUCCAAGCAGAUGUUGGGAGAAAAUCAAUUCCUUUUCUUGUUCCCCCAUUUAUCAAACACGCAUCUCUACCGUGUCAAGAACAUGUGACAGCCAGAAAAAGUUUUGAGUUUCCCUCCUAAUAUCUGUGAGGUUACGUACAGCAUACCACCUACUAUCACCUGGCUAUAAACACACCGCAACGUUCCUAGCAUACACAACCUAUCACUACAUACAGCACUAAACACAUUUCCGGCCUAGAACAGUCAGAAGAUCAUGUGAAAAGCUGCAUUCACCAUUUUCUUUGUCAGCAAGGAGAAAUGAAAUGGAUACUUAUCAUUUCUCUCUUCUUAAUGACAUUCCUGUUUCAGUAUGUCAUUACAUCCGUGGCAAAGAUUCUAUCUUAAGGUGCACACUUUCUUAGACAUUUUCACCAACAUCAUGCAGUGUGAACAUUAGUGACCUGACAGAUGUAUACUGUAAGUAUAUACACUCAAACGACUAAUACUUAUGUAUUGAUCAUGUAUUGCCUGCCAUGGAAACAAUGUUGUUGUGAAACGGAAAAGUUAUUAUUGAUGUUAAAGCUGAGAGCCUGUAUAUUAGGAACGUUGCCAACUUAACAAAGCAAUAAAGAACAAAUACUCAACAAGGAUCUUG